UCGGGCCCUGGCCGCCAUUUUCUAGCCGCUUGUGUGUCUCGCUGGCUGCGUGGCUCGGUUCUUGUGAGCGAAGCUUUGUCCGGUUCGGCAAUGGACGGAAUUGUCACUGAGGUUGCAGUUGGCGUCAAGAGAGGAUCUGACGAACUACUCUCAGGCAGUGUUCUCAGUAGUCCAAACUCUAAUAUGAGCAGCAUGGUGGUUACAGCCAAUGGUAAUGAUAGUAAAAAAUUUAAAGGAGAAGAUAAAAUGGAUGGUGCUCCUUCUCGUGUACUUCAUAUUCGAAAGUUACCUGGUGAAGUGACAGAAACUGAAGUUAUUGCUUUAGGCUUACCUUUUGGUAAAGUGACCAACAUCCUUAUGCUGAAAGGAAAAAAUCAGGCAUUUUUGGAACUAGCAACAGAGGAAGCCGCUAUUACUAUGGUUAAUUACUAUUCUGCUGUGACACCUCAUCUCCGUAACCAACCAAUUUAUAUCCAGUACUCCAAUCACAAAGAACUAAAAACAGAUAAUACAUUAAACCAACGUGCUCAAGCAGUUCUUCAAGCUGUGACAGCUGUCCAGACAGCAAAUACGCCUCUUAGUGGCACCACAGUUAGUGAGAGUGCAGUGACUCCAGCCCAGAGUCCAGUGCUUAGAAUAAUUAUUGACAAUAUGUACUACCCUGUAACACUUGAUGUUCUUCACCAAAUAUUUUCAAAGUUUGGUGCUGUAUUAAAGAUCAUCACAUUUACAAAAAAUAACCAGUUUCAGGCUCUUCUCCAGUAUGGUGAUCCAGUAAAUGCUCAACAAGCAAAACUAGCCCUAGAUGGUCAGAAUAUUUAUAAUGCUUGCUGUACACUAAGGAUUGAUUUUUCCAAACUUGUGAAUUUGAAUGUAAAAUACAACAAUGAUAAAAGUAGGGAUUAUACUCGACCUGAUCUUCCAUCUGGGGAUGGACAACCUGCAUUGGACCCAGCUAUUGCUGCAGCAUUUGCCAAGGAGACCUCUCUCUUAGGGCUUCCUGUUGCAGCUGUUCCAGGAGCUCUGAGUCCUUUGGCUAUUCCAAAUGCUGCUGCAGCAGCUGCUGCAGCUGCUGCUGGCCGAGUGGGUAUGCCUGGAGUCUCAGCUGGUGGCAAUACAGUCCUGUUGGUUAGCAAUUUAAAUGAAGAGAUGGUUACGCCCCAAAGUCUGUUUACCCUCUUCGGUGUUUAUGGAGAUGUGCAGCGUGUGAAGAUUUUGUACAAUAAGAAAGACAGUGCUCUGAUACAGAUGGCUGAUGGAAACCAAUCACAGCUUGCCAUGAACCAUCUUAAUGGACAGAAAAUGUAUGGCAAAAUUAUUCGUGUUACUCUGUCUAAACAUCAGACUGUACAACUACCUCGAGAGGGACUUGAUGAUCAAGGGCUAACAAAGGAUUUUGGUAAUUCCCCAUUGCAUCGUUUUAAGAAACCUGGAUCCAAAAAUUUUCAGAACAUUUUUCCUCCUUCUGCAACCCUACACCUAUCCAAUAUCCCUCCUUCAGUAGCAGAAGAGGAUCUACGAACACUGUUUGCUAACACUGGGGGCACUGUGAAAGCAUUUAAGUUUUUUCAAAGAGAUCACAAAAUGGCUCUUCUUCAGAUGGCAACAGUGGAAGAAGCUAUCCAGGCCUUGAUUGAUCUUCAUAAUUAUAACCUUGGUGAAAACCAUCAUCUGAGAGUGUCUUUCUCCAAGUCAACAAUUUAAAAAGGGGGAGGUGAAGAUGGAGGGUGUAUCACAUUGUUUGGUGUCAUCACCUAUUGACUGUUCAGAAAAGUGGGGACCAGAGUUUGAUUUUUUUUUUGUUUCCUUUUUUUUUUUUUCAUGCUGUUAUCAUUCCUUGGUUAUAAAAUGAAAUGGCAUACAUAAAGGCAGAGUGUUAACUGCUAUAUUUCAUCUGUUCUAUAGGGAAGCCAUUAUUUUUGUCUGUUUAAAUUUUUAGUUUAAUUAUACUUUCCUUUUUCAACUUAGUUGACAUACGUGCCUUAAAAAGGAAAACUAGUGUUGCUAUUGUGCAUUUACUAGGAAAAAGGAAUUGGUUGUCUAGGGCACAUUGUUAUAUGGGAAUUACCAUAUGUUUAGGCAGGGGUGUGUAAAAAGGUUAAGUUUUUGUUUCUCCUGCUUGGAACUUAUUUUGAAUUAUUGGCUUGUCACAUUUCUUUCUAUUUACUCAAAUAAGAUACAUGAUACUGAGAGAAUUAAAGCAGCAUUUUUUAGUUUUUACUACCUUAGGCUUUAUUGCUUUAAAAAAACAUUGGCCUUUUGUAUCUCACAAUUCUGGUCUAGAUUCAGUUAUGAAUGUAGGCAUUAGUUAAAAUUAACAAGAUGCAGAGUAUUAAUUUCUUAAGACAACAAAGUGAUUUCUGUAAGUUUGAGCCCUAUGUGGAAAGCAUUGUGGAAUCUUAACCUUUUUGUACACACUCUUGUGGGACGUAUCAUAUAAAUGUCAGCACUAAGUAAUGUCUUGUUUGUGGCUGAAUAUUUUUCGUAGAUGUUUUUGAAGUUGACAUGACUUACGUGCAUUUAAAUAUAUAUUGCCAUCCUUAGUUUGUAAUUAAGAUUUGGAAUAUGGUUGUGGAUUUCUGAGCAUGUGCAGACUGGUCUAGCUAGUUCAGGAACUGGUGCAUGUAUUUUUCAAAGAUAAAGAAAGUGUACUGCGAAAAUUUGCAGGAAGAUUAAUUUUGUGGCAGUUUUCUAAAACUGACAACCAGGUGGGACCAAAGUUUAUGUGCCUUUAGUCUUAAUUUACCUUGCAUUGUAAUAUUCAGUUUUAAUAAAUCUUCAAAAUAUUUUGUAUUUAGGAAUAGAUCUGACUUUAAUAAAAACAUGGCUCAGAAUCUACAGGUCAAAUUAAUUUGAACAGUUCUUGUCAAUCUGAAUUGUUGAUUCUGUUUAAAUGACCAAUACUUUUUGAAAUUGAUGUACUUAGUUUCAAGAUUCAUAGAUUCUGUUAUCUAUGUAGACAGAAUGGUCAUGUAUAUUUUCUAUUAGUUGAGUUUUUACAUCUUUAGAAAUGUAAAAUUCAGUAUAGUUUGAAAGCGGCACAAUUAAAAAUUAAUUUUCUAACAAA
Messenger RNA from Prionailurus viverrinus (fishing cat), 3067 nucleotides. RefSeq names its product polypyrimidine tract binding protein 2 (gene PTBP2). Gene Ontology annotation, cellular component: nucleus. The transcript has 14 exons. The record is from RefSeq and is a predicted model, not a curated record. Gene Ontology annotation, biological process: regulation of RNA splicing; mRNA processing. NCBI's taxonomy places the organism in Eukaryota, Metazoa, Chordata, Mammalia, Carnivora, Felidae. The coding region runs from base 91 to 1704 and encodes 537 amino acids. Gene Ontology annotation, molecular function: mRNA binding.